Molecule: messenger RNA, 2056 nt
Organism: Micropterus dolomieu (smallmouth bass)
Lineage: Eukaryota; Metazoa; Chordata; Actinopteri; Centrarchiformes; Centrarchidae
Product: macrophage mannose receptor 1-like
Exons: 5
Coding region: 438-1529 (363 amino acids)
Source: RefSeq, a predicted model, not a curated record
AGGAUGAAAGGGAAGCGGCUGGACUGGAGUUUUCGGUGGGAGAUGGGAAAUCCCUUUGGAGCUGGACUUUGGGCUUUUUCACUUUGCAAACCUGUUAAAUGCACACACAAAAGUUAUAUAAUUCAAUAAAGGAGAGGGGAAAAGCCAAGAAGCAUAAGAACACCUCUUUAAACUGACACAAUUUGUUAGAGUGUGUUGGAGAGUCACCAAUCCAGUGUUUCUGUUUGUGUUUGUUUUCCAUUGUAUUAUGUAAAUUACCUCUUUCAUAAACAGAUGUGCUCCAGUGAAAGAGUUUGGAAACUUCUGCAUUUUGAUAUUCAAAUGCUGACAUUAAGGUGGUUCCAUGCGAUUGCAGAGCAUGUAAUCUUUUGUGUCUGCAUCAGCACAUCGAGGAGACAUCAGAGUGAAGCGGAGAGAAGAAUCAUCAAAUAGCAAAGAUGCAGUGGAGUCUGUUUCUGCUCAUUCUGAUGGGUCAGUGGUCCUUCUUCACUUGUCACCUCUAUGAGUAUCACUUUAUUGGAGAGGAAAAGACCUGGGAUGAAGCACAGAAGUAUUGCAAACAGAACUACACUGACCUGGCCACAGUGACUAACAUGGCAGACGUGAGGAGACUCCUUGACGCUACAGGGCAGCAAAGAGAAGCCUGGAUUGGGCUGUACAACCAAACAAAUGACAACAAGAUGUGGCACUGGUCUCUGCCAGGAGUAGAGUUCAAUGAUAGUGAAACAAGAUGGGGUGAUCAACAGCCGAAUGAUUGCAGAGGUGUUGAGAACUGUGUGUGUAUCGAUCCUAAGACUAGCUGGAACGAUGUCCUUUGUACUGAAAAUUAUAAAGUUAUCUGCUACAAUGAAACAAAUCAAUCCAAUGAAUUCAAAAUGAUUGAAAACCAGAUGACUUGGCCACAGGCUCAGAAGUACUGCAGAGAACAUCACACUGACCUGGUCAGCGGACUCAAUCAAGCUAUGCUCAUUAGGAACAUUACUUCUGAAAGGACGUGGAUCGGCCUGUUCAGAGACACCUGGAGGUGGUCAGAUGGGAGCAGUUCUUCUUUCAGAAGCUCCGAUCUCAAGUUAUUUACAAAUCAAGAAGGCAACAAGAAAUGCGCCAUGGCUGAGUUAAAUGGAUCUGGAAAAUGGGACUCUGAUGAUUGCAGUAAAACAAAACCCUUCUUCUGCUAUGAAGAUAAAGUGAUCCUGAUCAAAGAAAGUAAGACCUGGGAGGAGGCCUUAUAUUACUGCAGAGAGAACUACAGUGACCUGGUCUCCAUCACUAACCCUCACCAGCAGAUGUGGGUCCAAGAGAGAGCCAAGAACGCCUCAACUGAUUUCGUCUGGCUGGGACUGCGCUACACCUGCACUCUGGAUUUGUGGUUCUGGGUCAGCAAUGAUGGAGUCAACUAUACAAACUGGGACCCAGAUAGAAAGUCGGAUGACUGUGGCAUGUCUGGAGCCAUGGACAGAGGAGGACAACAUCAGUGGGUCACAAAGCCGGAUAAUAACAAGUUUAAUUUCAUCUGUUCUAAGUGUUGAAACCCACUCUGCUCACUGGUGUCAGAUGUUUUAUUCAUUCACUCACUUGGUGAUUUAAUACUUUUGGAUAAGUUUACACUAUAUAUCUUCUUUGGGUUUAUUGAAUGGCUUUCUGGGAAAAGUACCAACACUGUAUUUAGUCACAAAGUACCACAAGAUUACUGAGGAUGUGGCCAAUAACAAGUUUUUCUGUCUCCUUUUUCUGAUUCACUGAAUGAUCACUAGAUGCCAGAUCACAGUGACUGUUUGUUUUUCUCUGAAGUUGUUGUGAUAGUUUAAAGUGUUCUCUUAAAGUGUGGAUGUUUUAUUAAUCGUCUUCUAUAAUUCAAAAUGUGUAGUUUGUUUUCUAUAUUUUUUCAAGAUAAUUGUUUACAUUUGCCUUCAUAUAUUAAACAUUUUAUCAUGUUUUGGUAGAGAUUUGGUGGUGGGGUCAUAUUAUAUGAAAUAUUAAAUGUCUUCUUUGAUGGUCAUAUUUUAUGUAAACAGAUACUUGCUUUCUCUGAGGAUAAAUAAACUGUUAAACCAUG